AUGUACGCCUUUCGCUUCAUGAUUGGCCUCUUCGAAUCUGGCUUCUCUCCUAUUAUCAUUUUUCUUCUGGGCUCGUGGUAUACGAAACCAGAGCUUGCCAAGCGUGUGGCUAUUUGGCAUAUUACGGGCUUUUUCGGCCAGGCUACUUCUGGGUUCCUUCAAGCUGGUAUUCACAAGUCGUUGAACGGACAUCUUGGGAUGGCGGGUUGGAGAUGGAUGUACAUCAUUUGCGGAUGCAUGUCCCUACCCGUCGCCCUCUCCGUGUGGUGGCUUCUCCCCGAUUACCCUCAUAAUACAACUGCUUGGUAUCUCACCGAGGAGGAUAAGCAGAUUGCCAUGCAACGCGCUGCGAAACAGGGGAAAGCUGAGAUUACAGGAAUAGUGGACUUGAAGCUGGUCAAACGGAUGUUUGGUAACUGGCGUUGGUGGAUAUUGUGUCUGAUGUACAUCUUUGCCAAUAACUACUUCGCCAUCUACCUUCGCGAAAAUGGGUACAGCGUUACUCAGCGCAACGUCAUCCCCGCCUGCGCCAAUCUCGUUACCAUGGUCACCGACUUUGCAUGGGGCUUCAUGUCCGAUAUGACUGGCAACAGACCUCUUUGGAUCAUCGGCCCUCUGGUGUGUGAUAGCAUCCCCAAUGGUUCGAUACAUUCACUGAUAUUAGCGCCCAAGAUGUGCACCACUGUCGUCGGCUCUUCUAUCUUGACAGCUUAUCCACCGACAGACGCUGCUCGUGUAGCUGGAUUCUUCCUAGUCUCCUGCGGUUAUGUCACAGCCGUCACCUGGACUUGGGCAAACGAGGUCAAUAACGGCAACGCGGAAGAACGUGCCUUGACCAUUUCUAGCAUGAACGGACUGUUCUAUGCAACGAGACAGGAAGCUCAGGUGGCUGCAGCUCAGCCUGUCUCUGAAGCUGCUAUGCCAGGCGAAGGGGAGGAAAAGGAGAAAGAGAUGGAUAACAAGCUUUCUGGAGUCAUCGAACCAGUUCGAAACUCUUCCAGUAUCAUUUGA
Messenger RNA from Colletotrichum spaethianum, 1011 nucleotides. Its product is annotated as pantothenate transporter liz1. Gene Ontology annotation, molecular function: transmembrane transporter activity. The record is from RefSeq and is a predicted model, not a curated record. The transcript is spliced from 6 exons. Gene Ontology annotation, biological process: transmembrane transport. The coding region runs from base 1 to 1011 and encodes 336 amino acids. Gene Ontology annotation, cellular component: membrane. NCBI's taxonomy places the organism in Eukaryota, Fungi, Ascomycota, Sordariomycetes, Glomerellales, Glomerellaceae.